Messenger RNA from Ostreobium quekettii, 6630 nucleotides. NCBI's taxonomy places the organism in Eukaryota, Viridiplantae, Chlorophyta, Ulvophyceae, Bryopsidales, Ostreobiaceae. The record is from the annotation of a GenBank genome assembly.
AUGUGCGCGCUUUUGACAAAGAUCCGGGUGCUGGCCGACGGGGCCCAGGAUGCCGAUGCCCGGCUGAUGGCGGGAUUGGGACUGGCGGAGGGCCUGUUGGGCGUGGACGCCGCGGCGAUUGGGGCGGAUGGGGGAAAUGGCGGAGAUCGGCGUUCUUUGGGGGCCGAGCGGUCGGAAUCGAUGCCGGAUUCUGUGCGGAUCGCCCGCAUGGCGGCAGUGGGUGCUCGCGGGCGUGCCAGAGAUCGGCGCAGAGAGGGGCCCGGGCGAUUGGAAGGGAUGUCGGAAGCGGUGCGCAGCGCGUGCGUGCGGGAGCUGGGCGCCGCGCUGCAAGAUGCGAUGUGGGGGAUCGGAGGCAGCGGGGAGCGGUACGGCGAAGGAUCGGGGCGCGGAGGCGCGGUGGCCAGCUCGAGCGCCGGGGGCGCGGUCGAAAUGUCGAGAAGAUUCUGUCCAAGGGAGGGGGCGGCGAUGCAGGGCAGGGAUUCGGGGCGCGGGCUUGCGGAAGCGGACUCGAGUGCGGGGGGGGAGAUCGACGCGCCGAAAGAAUUGUGCCAAGGGAAGGGGUUGGAUGCGGGAGGCGGCGGGCCGAAACGCGGCGUGGGAUGGGAGCGCGAGGCCAUGGAGGCCAAGUCGAGUGCCGGGGACUCAGACCGAAUGUCGAGAAAAUUCCGUUCGGGGAAGGCGAUGGGGGAGAUGCCGAGAGAACUGUGCCUAAGGGAGGCGGGGAUGGAUCACAGGUGGUGGCGGCUGCUGGCGAUCGUGGUGGGCAGCGGGCGGGGGGUGGCGGUGGAUGCCGGAUUGGCGGUGGCCGCCGCCGGCGCCUUGGCGCGAAUGCGCGGUGCGGAUUGCGAGGAGGGGCGGCGAUUGGCCGAUGGGAUCCUGAUGGCGCUGAGGGCGGUGAGGGAGGCGGGAGGCAUGGCGGCGUUGGGAGGAACGGAAGAAUGGGCGGAGAUGCUUGGAGCAGGGCUAGCCGUGCUCAGCUGCGGAUUUGUGACAGGCGAUGACGGGGGUGGUGAGGAGAUCCUGCAGCUUGGGAAGUUCUUGUUCGUGGAGGCGAGGGGCCGGCUGGAGGCGCUGGAGCGGCAGGGGCCGGUGCUGGCCGCCGUGGGCGGGAGUCUGUGUUUCGAUGCGCUGCGCGUGGCGUCGAGAAGGGGAGUGCGCUCGGGGGUGGGGAGGGCGAUCAGGGAAUUCCUGGCGGGGGUGAUCUUCCACCCCGCUCACCUGGGCGCCUGGGCGCGGGUGUGCCUGGAGGACUUUGGGGCUGGGAGCGGGGAGGGGGGCCCCCGGGCCGCCUCCCACAAGCGUGUGCGGGGAUUCUUUCAGCAGAUGGCGGAUGCUGCGGCGGGGGAAUUGGCAGAGGGGGGUGACGGGGAGCUGCAGGCGUGCGUGGCUGGGAGUUUGGGCUGGAUGGUGGAAUCUUUCACUGCGGCAUGGGGGAGGGUGAACCCAGAGGGAAGGGGUGUGGAGGAUGGCAAGGGUAGGCACGGGUCUUGGGCAUCUGUGCCAUUCUGCGUCUUCGCCAAGCUGGCAGCCGUAACUGUGCCUGUCCUGGUGAAUGCUGCGAGCCCCAGUGCCGAUACCGGAUUGAUGGAUCCGCAUGGUUGCAGAGACAGGGCCAGGAAGCGGAAGCGGGAGGAGGGCAAGGGGAAGGGGGGGAAGGGCAUGCCAUGGUGGGUGGCCAGCACCGCUCUGGCUGAGGGCCUGCAGGCGGUGAAGGCCACCGGGGCUUACAGACCCACGGAUGAUCCUGGUGGGCGGCAGAAACGGUUUCUGGAGGGGCUGGCUGGAGCGGUGCUGUCCCACUGCUCACCUGCGUGCCAGGCGCCAACUCCAUUGAGCAAGCGGCCCCGAGGCCAGGAUGUGAUGCCAGAAGGGGCGCCGGCCGGUGGCACGGGGGAUGCCAUGGAGUGGUGCGCGGCGGUCAAAGCCAUUCAGGCGCUGCUGGAAUUGGAGUACAGGGUGGUGCAGCCUCAUCUGGAGACUGUGUGGCUGGUGCUGUUUGGCGCGGCAGGAGUCACCGGCCAGGAAGGAGCUGUGCCGGCGGUCGUGUGCACCACUGCGGCAAAGCUGGUGGAGGUUUACUCCCACAUCCGGCAGCUGGAUGUGCUGCUGGAUGCUGCUGCGACCUGCGUGAGGUGCCACAGGCAGGCGACGAGCAUCAAGGUGCUGUGCUCCGAGGAGUUUGUGUCUGCCAUCGCCGCCAGCGUGCGCAGUCUUCCUGUGGGCCAGACCAGCCGUUUUGUCCAUUGGGUGGGCAGGGAGGUGAGGGAGCUGUCUGAAGCCCUGCCAGAUCCUGUGCUGCUGGCCCUGGGUGAGGUGCUUGACUGCGUGUUGCAGAACCUGAUGGUGGACCUGACGAAUGCCAUGCCUGUCGCCCUGGCGGCAAAGGCGGUGUUAAUGACCAAACCCGUCAAGCACCACCUGGUGCACAUGGUCGGCAGGCGCCACGCCUUUGGCGUCCGGCCCGUCCUUGCAACUGUGCUCCUUCGGCUGUACAGCUCAACGCUGCAGCUGCAUGCGGCCUGCGUCCGCCAGUGCCCUGCUGUGCAGCCCUUGUCUGGCCAAGGCCUGGAGAUCGACAACACAGAUCGGUUGCGGUGUUCAUAUGGACCUGACCAGGAAAGCUACACUGGUGGCGAGUACUUCGAAGCAGCAGAGAUUGGAGGCCCUCCUGGCAAGAGGUGCCCAACGCUGCUCAGCGUGGCCCAGGACCUCUUUACUGGCUUGGAGUCAGGCGUGUUUCAGGUGUUUGUGGACAACCCCGACUGGGGGUCGGUGUUGGCCUCGACGCUUGCCGGGUGCAUCCUCCACAGGAUGGCGGUGCUGAAGAUGAGGGCCCUGCGUCUGGGCUGUGCCUGUCCAGAGGCAAACAAGGAAGGUGCUGGGGAUGCCUUGGUGAGGGGGAUUGACGGGAGUGCCAGGGGCACCAUGGGACCAGGAACUUCUGAGGAGGCAUCGGACAGUGGUGUUUCAAGCAAUGGCAACGCUCUGGAGGAGGGAACCAGGUGGCUGCGGUGCAGUGAUGGGCAGGACGCAGCAGACAGCAAUGGCAGCGAUCAGGGGGACGGCGUGGACACGGUGGAGGGAGUGCAAGAGGAGUCCUGGUUGGGCGGCUUGGAUAGCAGCCGCCUGCCUGGUGCGCCGUCCGUAGCUGGCCGUGACUCAGAAGCGUCAUCGUCAUCAUCUUUCCUGUCUGAGGGAUCGAGCGAUGGUCUGAGCUCAAUUGACAUGGCUGAAGCGCAGUCUCCAUUCAGCGAGGUGCACGAUGCUUGUGAGGAAUGGAACCAGAAUGCAUGUGACGCCUGUUUGGACGAACUGGGGCAGCUUGGGUCGCUGCUGCUGCGUAUCUCUCCUCGAGACCUCGAUCUUUCGGCCCUGGCUGCGGUGGCGGAGCCCCGGGGGCCCGUCUUCUUUGGGCUCAGUGCAGGCCAGUCCAUGUGCUGGACGUUCAUGCACAUGUGCGAGACAUUUGAGGCAUGGGCCGAGCACUGCCCGCCGGAAGGGAAGGUGCGCUUCGUGCAGCACGUGAUGGCGAUCUCGAGCGAGGGAGAGGCUGGAGACUGUUGGCCAGGUAGCAUGCUGGGGUUUAUGAGGAGGGCAGCGGACCACCUGUGGGCGAACCCCAGUGUGUACGAAGUGGCUGGCUAUGACCUUGUGUGCCACGUCGCCUUUGUGAGGCGGGCUCUCGAGCACCUCAGCCGUCUGCCGGCACAGAUCCAACAGGGCUGCGGCGGUGACCUGUCCCCCCUGCCUGGGGCUUUCUGUGGACAAGGUCCCCGGUCGCCUGGCCUGAUGUACAGCGACUCCGUGGGGAAAUGCAGCCCCCUGGAUCUCAGCGUGCAGCUGUCUUGCCAGGUGAGCAAGCUGCUGGGCCUGAGGCAGAGCGUGGUCGCGGCAGAGGAGGCGGGCCAGGGGCACCCCAUCUUCCUGGGCCGGGGUUUGGCAGCUGAGCACCCUGCAGCAUCCGAGCUGAGGAGCCUCCAACGGCUGACCAGGCUCAUGUGCAUGUUCCCAUCUGGCCACUUCAACACAUGUAGCAAGGAGGCCAUCCAUGCAGCGCUCUUUUUGGGUAAAAUGCUGGUGGAGUGCCUGCUGAACGCCAUGGGGGCAAGCGGAGAUGACGCCCGGGCGGGCGUUCAUGCAUCUGUCGUGGCCCGCAUCGCGCAGUGCCUUGUGGCACUGUUCAGAUGGCUUGCCUACCUCACCGCAGGUGGUCCAGAUGCAGCUGGUGCCUUUUAUGACACUGCGGGGGAGGCAGGCAUGUUGUGGCUGCACCUGGCCUCUGACGUUGUCAUUGCGUUGAGCAGCCUGCUCAGGGUGUACGGCCACAACUGCGAUCUGGAGGUCGGCUCGAAUGCAGUGGAGGGUGUCAGUGGGGUGGUGAGCAAUGUGGCGGCUGGGUGGCUGAUGGCAGGUGCCAGGGACGAAUCGGAGUUGAGCGGCUCACAGGGGGGCUGCCUGAUCGGUGUUCAGGAUAGAGGGAGGGGGAAACAGGCAGGGGGUGGUGUUGUUCAGAGUGUGCUGGACAUAAUCGCUGCACAGGGGUGGGGCGACACGAUGUCCGAGCAGGACGUCGCCGGGUGCUUCCUAGCUCGGGCGUCGCCGCACGUUGCGAACGCGUGCAUGCUGCGCAGCUGCAGGGCAUGGCUGGUCGACAGCGUGGCGAUGGCGCUGUGCAGAGCGGUGCUGCAUGCCACAGAAGUGGCUGGACGUGAAUCUGGCAGUGGGAUGUCCUGCCUCUCAGGCAGCGUGACGCCAGUGGGCCGGCUCAGCACAGAUGGCCAAGUCAGGGCUGUGCUGGACUCGAUCCAAUCGUCGAUGGGCGAGCUGGAAACAACCAUCGUGGACCACUUCAUGUCCCUCACUGAGCUUCUGAAAUGCAUCUCAGGAUUCAAGGCUGGUGGCGCCGCCAAGCAAAGUAGCGGGGUCGGGACCAAUGACCCUGGCCUUGCUGCCACCCACCAGGCGCUGCUGCAUGCUGCGGCAUGCCUCUGCAGUGCGAUCUCGCAGCGUGUGGGUGUCCAUGCACUGCAGCCCAGGCAGCCAGGCAUCUCGCAACACAGCCUGCCGCCAUGCCUGGCACUCUUGGGGCCCAUCCUCAGCCAGGUGUCCAGCCUGCUGUUCGGCGGCCACUCGCCUCUCCAGCUCGACUGCCGGACAGCAACAGACCGCCUGGGAGGCCUCUGGACGCCCGGCGCACUGGCCAAGGUGAUCGACCUGCUGCACUGUGCGGGAAGUGUGUUCCCACUGAUCGAGCCCCCUCUGCCAGUUGACACGUUUGUGGACCUGGCCUGCAUCCACCUCCUCCUCUUUGCAGGCCUGCCCCUGGACCCCAGCGGCCCUGAUACCCUCAGGCAGACCUCCAACUCGCUGGGCGGCCCGGCGGCCAUCGCCAUCGAUCCACCGCACGGCCCACAGCUCAGGCAGUCGAUUGCAGAUUCGCUGCAGCGGCUGGUUUCUGGUGGGGUCCCAGCUGAACAUGUCACUUCCCUGGUGGAAGCACUCGAGCAGGGGAUGCAGCAUCCUGGGGAGCCUGCCCUCGCCUAUGCUUGCCUGCAGGGCCUGCUGCUGUGCCUGGAGAUCCGCACUGGCCCCAAGAUCAAGCACCACAUAGCGGCCAGGGCAGGGGGGCUGGCCCAGUCUGUGCUGUCCUGCAUGACCCGCAUGGCCAUCACGACCACGGCAUUCGACCCAGGUGGCGACGAGAGGGACAAGACCUUUCUGGCGGCGGCCCUCUGCGCGGGGCUGCGGUGCCUGGAGUCGAUGAUCGCCACGAGGAGCUUCGCGCUGCCAGCCCCGGUGGUGGCCCAGGCGGCCCGCCUUGGCCACGUGCUGCUCCAGCACUCCGGGGACGCUGGCACCCGCGCAUUGGCUGGGACGAUGCGAUGGGACGGCAGGCGGGGCACCUGCCUGGCAGCGGCCUCCGCCAAUGUGCUGACAGCGAUCCUGCGCCACAGGCCCGGCCACUUGCCCCGCACGGGCCACCUGGUCCUGCAGAGCUUCCGCACGAUCCUGGGCUUCCUGUGCGCUUGGGAGGCCGUCUGGUCUGAUUCCCACAAGGCCUGCCAGCCGGCAGACAGGGGCACCACGUCCAUUCAUCAAGUCCCUUCCUCCCUCAGGCCCCUUCAUCAGGUUCCUACAUCCACCAGCCUCCAAAACUGCAAUAUGCCAUGGACAAGGCAAAGUUGGGACUCGUCGGAAAUGCAAGGCAUUGGAGGGGAGCCCUCCACCGCGAGGGAUAGAUCCGAAGUCAGAGCGACCUCUGAAGCCAGAGCGAUCCUGUCGCGCUGUGCGAUCGCCCUCUCGGUGGUGGUCGAGGAGGUCGCCCGGGGUCGCAGGGGCACGCAGUGUGUCACAGUCCUGGCGGAGUACUUGACGGCCGUGGCAGAGGCGGGCGCCCCCGAGAAGAGGUCAGGUGGGGGUGGGGGUGCAGCAGGGCCAUGGGGAUGCAGCGGAGAGGCGGCUGGGGCUAAGAGGGGUGGGGUGCUGUGGGAGAUGCGGGGCGCGGCGCUGGAGGUGUACAAAGUACUGGGCAGGGAGGAGCUGCAGCACCUGCACGUGGGGCUGCGGCAGGAGGGGGCCAGGAGGGCGCUGGCGGAGCUCAGGCGGGAGUACAGGAGGGGGCGCAGGUAA